Molecule: messenger RNA, 2852 nt
Organism: Lates calcarifer (barramundi perch)
Lineage: Eukaryota; Metazoa; Chordata; Actinopteri; Centropomidae
Gene: pparg
Product: peroxisome proliferator-activated receptor gamma
Exons: 9
Coding region: 102-1760 (552 amino acids)
Biological process (GO): positive regulation of transcription by RNA polymerase II; negative regulation of inflammatory response; regulation of lipid metabolic process
Cellular component (GO): nucleus
Molecular function (GO): nuclear receptor activity; RNA polymerase II cis-regulatory region sequence-specific DNA binding; zinc ion binding
Source: RefSeq, a predicted model, not a curated record
GGUGAGGGUGGGGGGUGCGGCCACAGGACUGACAACUGGCACACAGUCAGAUGUUGGUCCAUUAGCGUGCCUGCUGGCCACAGUGUGAGUGUGAGUUUGACAUGCAAACACCAGGCAAAGAUUUUAACCAUCAAAGUGGUCACAACUUCUCAGCAGACAUGGUGGACACCCAGCAGCUCCUAGCCUGGCCUGUCGGUUUCAGUCUGAACGCCGUGGACCUUUCUGAGCUGGAUGACAGCUCCCACUCCCUUGACAUGAAGCAUUUGUCCACAUUAGACUACACCCCCAUCUCCUCCACAUCCAUCCCCUCCUCCCUGUCUCCUCCACUUGUAUCUUCCAUCUCUUCCAUUGGUGUGGCCUAUGACCCCAGUCCACCGCAGAGUGAAGAACACCUGACUAACAUGGACUACACGAACAUGCACAGCUACAGGACAGAGCCCAACAUGCACAAUUCAAUCAAGCUGGAGCCGGAGUCGCCGCCUCAGUACUCUGACAGUCCCGUGUUCUCCAAGCUCCAGGACGAUACGUCAGCGACAUCACUAAACAUUGAAUGCCGUGUGUGUGGGGACAAAGCUUCGGGGUUUCACUAUGGUGUCCAUGCCUGUGAGGGCUGUAAGGGUUUCUUCAGACGCACAAUCAGGUUAAAGUUGGUGUACGAUCACUGCGACCUUCACUGUCGUAUUCACAAGAAGUCUCGCAACAAAUGCCAAUACUGUCGGUUCCAGAAGUGCCUUAAUGUCGGCAUGUCACACAACGCUAUUCGUUUUGGCCGAAUGCCCCAGGCGGAGAAGGAGAAACUGCUGGCUGAGGUCUCGUCUGACAUGGAGCACAUGCACCCAGAGGCAGCAGAUCUGAGGGCUCUGGCCCGGCAUCUGUACGAGGCCUAUCUGAAAUACUUCCCCCUCACCAAGGCCAAGGCCAGGGCCAUCCUCUCUGGGAAGACCGGAGACAGCGCGCCCUUUGUCAUCCAUGACAUGAAGUCUCUAAUGGAAGGAGAGCAGUUUAUUAAUUGCAGGCAGAUGCCCAUCCAGGAGCACCAGCAGCAGACCUCCGCCCUUACAGCCGCACACGGAGGGAUCGCAGGAGUUCACAUGGGGCCAGAUUGUGGCAUUUUGGGAACGACAGGCAUCAGUGGACAUGAACCAACGGACACAGUGGAGCUUCGUUUCUUCCACAGCUGUCAGUCACGCUCGGCCGAGGCAGUGAGAGAGGUGACAGAGUUCGCCAAGAGUAUCCCCGGAUUCGUUGAUCUGGAUCUAAAUGAUCAGGUAACUCUGCUGAAGUAUGGUGUGAUAGAGGUCUUGAUCAUCAUGAUGGCACCCCUGAUGAACAAAGACGGGACCCUGAUCUCCUACGGACAGAUCUUCAUGACGCGGGAGUUCCUCAAGAGUCUCAGGAAACCUUUCUGUCAAAUGAUGGAACCAAAGUUUGAGUUCUCCGUUAAGUUCAACACGCUGGAGCUGGACGACAGCGACAUGGCACUGUUUCUGGCUGUCAUCAUCCUCAGCGGCGACCGUCCAGGUCUUCUGAAUGUGAAGCCCAUCGAGCAGCUUCAGGAGACAGUUCUUCAUUCGCUGGAGCUGCAGCUGAAGCUAAACCACCCGGACUCUCUGCAGCUGUUUGCCAAGCUGCUCCAGAAGAUGACCGACCUGCGUCAGAUCGUCACGGACCACGUCCACCUCAUCCAGCUGCUGAAGAAGACCGAGGUGGACAUGUGCUUACACCCUCUGCUGCAGGAGAUCAUGAAGGACUUGUAUUAGAAGUUUAACAGGAGAAGAGAAGUGGGAGGAAAAAUAAAAGAGAGAUUUUAUUUUUAAAAUCAUGGGUUGCGAUUAAGCACUUUGUGCUCCUGGUGUGUUGAAAAAAAAGGGAGGAGCCAGCCAGACAGGCUGACUGACUGAAAUUGAGAAAGAGAUAGGGGAAGAACAGGGAAAGAGAAAUUAAGGAAAGAUAGACAGAAUCUGAGUGUUAGAUCUUGUCUAGACAGCAGCAUAUGAAUAACUCGCUGUGCACAGUCAUUUAGCCACUGCUGAGCCUGGACAUUUUGUUAUGAGUAGGUUGCCAACUUAAAUACGAAACUACCACCUAUUGCACCAAUCAGGACGAGCGGCUAUGACUAACUGAAAGAGUGGGGACUUUCUUAUUGGCAAGCCCAAGCAUAAAAUUGUGAAUGCUCAACAAAGCCUUCUUCAAGCGCCUUUAAGGAGAAACGUAUCACUGUGAAUAUUGUUCACCUCGUGUCACACAGUACAGUAUGUGGUGUUCAUGUGCAGCUUAUCUACAUGUUGCGUUACAACCGUCAUAGGCAGCGGCAGUUUGUACGUGCUUCCAUACCUCUGUGAACACUCACACAAACACACACACAAACAAUGCACAGACUGUCUUUUUUUCGUCUGUUUUGGCAUCCGGGUUGAAGGUGCUAUCUCUUUUUAAUCAGCUUUUAUCCAAAGACAAAAAUCAGAUUAUUCCCUGUAACAUAUUUUCGUCUCGGUUACCUGUAGAAGCUGUGAGAGUGUGAGGGCACAUUAACAUGAUAAUGUCAGGUCUUUGUUCAAAGAUUAGACAGUAUACGCCAUAUUGUGCCUUCAGGAUUUGAUGUUUGACUUUGUUGUGAAAUGAAUGCCAUAUAAAAAUAUGAUAUAUAUUAUACAUAUGUAGUGUAUAAUAUAUAUUCUGUCAUGAGUUAUAAUUUUUGCUAUGAAAUUAUUUUAUAUGUAUGCAAAGCGUCUACUGUGUCUGACCAAUCAGUUGUUUUUUUGUUGUGGGGAGGGCUGUGCAGACAAAGGGAUUAGAUUGAUACCACUGCAGGAAAAAGAAGAAAUUUGUUGUAAAUAAAAUAUUUUCUAACUUUU